Molecule: messenger RNA, 777 nt
Organism: Thecamonas trahens ATCC 50062
Lineage: Eukaryota; Apusomonadida; Apusomonadidae
Product: testis-specific A2 protein
Exons: 2
Coding region: 1-777 (258 amino acids)
Biological process (GO): axoneme assembly; spermatid development
Cellular component (GO): motile cilium; nucleus
Source: RefSeq, a predicted model, not a curated record
AUGGACUGGCAGGACGGCAACGAGUCGUACGACGGGACUCCGGACCUGGGCGAGUACGAGGGCGAGAGACACCCGACGACGCGGGCGCGGCAUGGCAAAGGCCGGGCGACGCUGCCGCAUAACGAUGGUUCUGGCCUCUUUGACGUGUACGAGGGCGAGUACUACGAGGGUGAGCGGCAUGGACGUGGGCAGUACACGUACGCCAACGGGGCUCGGUAUGAGGGCGAGUAUGUCAAGGGCCGCAAGCAUGGCGAGGGCACGUUCUUCUACCCGGACGGUGCGGUGUAUGUGGGCGAGUGGGAGAACGAUGCUCGUGAGGGCCGCGGCAAGUACACAUACCCCAACGGCGACUCGUACGAGGGCCAGUGGCGACAGGGCCUCCGUUGGGGCGCAGGCGUCUACACCUACGGCGACUCGGGCUCGCGCUACGAGGGCCAGUGGGUCCGCGGUGCCCGCGAUGGCGCCGGCCAGUGGAUCCACCCGGGCGCCAAGUACAACUACACCGGCUCGUGGGUGGCCGACAAGCCGACGGCGGUCGGCAAGUUUACCUUUGACCACGGCGCCGUGGUCCAUGGUCGCUACACGUCUGUCGUUGCCGAGACGUACUCUGAGGAGUCGGCGUCGGUUGUGCCCGAGCCGACUCUCCAGUGGACGGCCGAGACGUUUGACGUUGUCCCGCCGCCGGCCACCGCCACCGGCAUGACUGCCGAAGAGAUCCAGGCAGCCAACGCCGAGGCCGAGGCCGCGGUCCGUGCCGAGGCGCUUGCUGCGCAGUAA